AAGAAAAAUAGAAAAAACAGAAAAAAAAAAGCACAAAAACCAGUGACCGUAGGGUAUUUUAGAGAGAGAGAGAGAGAUUAGAGAGAGAAAGCUAAAAGAGCUCGUGUACCGUGAGAGCAUCUCUUUUCUCUCUUCUUCUUCUUUCGUUAUUUCUUCUCCGCCUCCGAGGGUCUCACCGUUGAAUCGAUCGGCCGGCGGCGAUUGGCUAGGACGUUCUAGAACGCUGCAGGAACAUUCAUAACUCUCACUAAAGAAACGCGUUUCGAUGGAGUUGUACGGUCGCAACGCGGGAAGAAAUGGGUCGCAAUCGGGUCACCAACCCGAAUGGAGCUCCGGGGGACCCGAGACUGGUCUCGAAGAAUCGAUGUGGCAAUUGGGACUGGGCAGCGGCGAAGCAUAUCCGGAGCGACCUGGAGUUCCCGACUGUGCAUACUACAUGCGAACCGGGUUUUGUGGAUACGGAGCCAGGUGUCGUUACAAUCACCCUCGCAAUCGUGCCGCGGUUGAGGCCGCUGUUAGAGCUACAGGGGAGUACCCAGAACGGAUUGGGGAACCCCCAUGUCAGUUUUAUUUAAAGACCGGAACCUGUAAAUUUGGUGCAUCCUGCAAAUUCCACCACCCAAAAAAUGCAGGUGGAUCUAUGAGCAAUGUCCCACUGAAUAUAUACGGAUACCCAUUAAGACCAGGUGAGAAAGAAUGCUCCUACUAUUUGAAAACGGGGCAAUGCAAAUUUGGUAUAACCUGUAAAUUCCAUCAUCCUCAACCUGCUGGCACAUCAAUGCCGGCAUCUGCACCUCAGUUUUAUCCGCCGGUGCAGUCUCCAUCAGUUCCUAUGCCUGAACAAUAUGGGGGAGCAUCCACCAGCCUGAGAGUGGCAAGACCUCCACUUUUACCUGGUUCCUAUGUGCAAGGGGCUUAUGGUCCCAUGCUGGUUUCCCCAGGUGUUUUUUCAAUUCAGGGUUGGAGUCCUUAUUCGGCACCUGUGAGCCCUGUACCAUCCCCUGGUGCACAACCCACUGUUGGGGCAACUUCUCUUUAUGGAGUAACACAGCUUUCUUCUUCUACUCCUUCACUUGGUGGAGCAUAUCCAUCCUUACCUUCUUCUGCUGGCCCUUUAGGCAAUAGCCAGAGGGAACAAACUUUUCCAGAAAGACCUGGUGAACCUGAAUGUCAGUAUUACUUGAGAACCGGGGACUGUAAAUUUGGAUCGUCUUGUAGGUACCAUCAUCCUCGUGAUCGGAUUCCUCCUAGAACAAAUUGUGCACUCAGUCCAAUUGGUCUCCCUUUGCGCCCGGGGGUGCAAGCUUGUACUUUCUACUUGCAAAAUGGGCACUGUAAGUUUGGAAGUACAUGUAAAUUUGAUCAUCCCCUGGGAACAAUGAGGUACAGUCCAUCAGCAUCAUCUCUUGUUGACAUGCCCGUUGCUCCAUAUCCUGUUGGAUCUUUACUGGCUACCCUGGCCCCUUCAUCAACUUCCUCUGAACUCCGGCCUGAACUGAUUUCAGGGUCCAAAAAGGAUUCUUAUUUAAGCAGAAUUCCUUCGUCUGGAAGCACCUCCAGUAGUUCAAUGGGUUUGAUUUUCUCACAGACUGGGUCCGUCCCACUUUCCGAUUUACAAAUUUCAGGUCAGACCUCUGUUCCUUUAAGCAGUAGCAGAAACACAAGACAAGGUGGUGACAUACGUCAUUCAAGUUGAUAGAAAUGAAAAAAAUCCAACCAUUCUUCAUUACAUCAUGGAUGCAGUUUCACUCACCUUUUUAUGUUUUCUGUUCAUAGAUCUCAGUAAAUUGUAGUCAAUUGUGCAAAGGUUAGUCUCAUCAUCAAGGUUUGUCUACCUCUACCCAAAAAUAGGACUGAUAUAUGCUCAUAUUAUCUAUAUGGCCAUUGCAACUAUAUGAAUAAGCUUUUUUAGAAAGCACACUAUGGACUUUUCAACCCCUGGGAAUAAACAUUGCAGGAAGCCCACUUUGUGGGGUUAGGAUGAUUUCCCCUUAAAAACGUUGGAUAGUAUGUAUAAUUUUGUGUUUUGAUCAUUCAUGCCACGGAAAGUAGAGUCCUCUCCCACGUUCUCUUCAGCUGUACGUUCGUGGGUUUCGUCCCACCCCCCUGUGCAACUCAUUGUUCCUGUGUUUUGUUGUCUUGCUUUCGAGCAUGGGGACAAACUUCCAAUUUUGUAAAAUACGAACCUACGUGUCUGACAUCAGAGUUAGGAAAGUUCACAUUUGAAGGCUCCUCCUGGAAGGGAGUUCAUAUUGCUGCAGCAUUCUGAGAUGCCAAACGUCCGCUGUCAGUCUCGGCCGCCGGGCAGAUUGAGAAGAAGCCCAUUCUUUUUCUCUUGCUGUAUUGAUUUUCAUAUAUAGAUGAGAUUGUUGUUGAAACCUGAGAAGAGCUAUUUACGUUU
Carica papaya (papaya) is the source of this 2401-nucleotide messenger RNA. NCBI's taxonomy places the organism in Eukaryota, Viridiplantae, Streptophyta, Magnoliopsida, Brassicales, Caricaceae. The record is from RefSeq and is a predicted model, not a curated record.